CAUGCAUUGGGUCCGCUAUUAUGCAGGUCGGCGUCUGAGGGCCCGUUAUAGUGCCGCAUCGCGGACUUCUUUUAACGCCAAUUUGCCCGGCGGUCGUUGCGCGUUUCGCUUGUGAAGUAGUGAAAAGACAGAUGGCCAAAAUGCGACCUCAACACAUAGCUGCAAUUUGUGUCCUGCUCAUUUCGGCUGUUACAGCGGAAAUGGUAGAGUACCAAGACCUACUCCAGUCUCAUCCCACUGAUGAUGGCUUUCGGCUGUUAACGCUUGGGGACAAGUACACCCACUUUAACAGGGAGCCGCCUUUGGUUCUGGACCCACAGCACCUCCAAGAGUUUAGAGCUCAGGGUUAUCUGAAUGUUCAUUUCAACCCUGUCGGAGACAAUCCGUAUGAGCCACCUUCCGAGCAGCAGUACGUUGCAGCGCUUCAGAACGCCACUGUCGCUGGAACUGAGGGCGACAUUUGGGACUCUGCUGGCCGCUUAUACCGCACAAGUACCCGGAUGCGGCAUCCAUAUGACAAGCUGAAGUCCUGGAAGGACGAGGCCGAGUCCUAUGGGGUUAAGCACUACAAGCGCCUUGCCACCGCAAUCCACCGCGUUUCCUUUAUGUACUGGCACUUCAUGACGGAGGGACUUCCGAAGAUUGCCAAGUUAGCUCCGAUCCUGAAGUCUGAUCCUGAGCUGAAGCUCCUGAGAUUUGGCAGCCCCUGGGAGCUCGCUUGGAUUAAGAAGCUCGGCAUCAGGGAAAGCCAAAUGGUUACGUUCGACCCGAUGUUUGCCUACCACGCUGAUGAGCUUAUUUUCACCAACCCUGUGGAAGUUUCCCGCACCCCGAGAGAGGAUUUCAACAAGCUUUUGGCCGAGUUGGAGUUUCCUCCGCCGCUGCCUGCGAGCCAACAUGAUCACCUCAUCUACGUAUCGCGUCUCCUGGCUGGCGACCGCAAGGUGACCAAUGAGGAGGCCCUGCUGGAGGCUCUCCGUACCCAGGCAGCGUUGCACGGUUUGAAAUUCGCGAUACACAACGGCAAUGAGACCAACGAGGACAACAUUGAGCUCUUCCGCCGCGCUAAGUUUGUCAUGGGCCUCAACGGUGCUGGCUUGGCGCACUUGAUGUUCGCCCCGCCGGGUACCGCCCUGAUCGAGCUCAUGUUCUUUAACAACACCGGCAUGGACCUCUGGCACAUGACUCGUGCGCUGAAGCAGAAGUACUACAUGGUGCCGUUGCCGCGCUCCUAUUGGCUUGACCCCGGCUCGGACGUGCCCAUCGAGCAAGUCAUCUCCACCCUCCGAUGGGCCAUUGCACGUGAGAGCGGUGCCGAGCCUACCUGCCCGCGGGGCUCAGCGCCCAGUGCGGCGUCAGGAGGCGCCUGCGUGAGCUGCCCCCCCGGAACCUUCAGUACGGGAUACGACGAGUCCUGCUCGCCCUGCUCGCCUGGCUGGGUUGCGGAGCGCGUUGGCAGCAGCUACUGCCGCAUCUGCACCACCGCUGGCUACGCCGCCGGACCUACUGCCUGCACGGCUUGUCCCGCAGGCACCUACACCGCCAUGCCAGCAGCCUCGAGCGUCAGCGAGUGUCUGCCGCCGGACGCCGUUGACAAGAUUAAGCAGUCCUGGCAUCCCGCCGAGUUAGUUGCAAUGAAGGUCUCUGCGUAUUGGAUGGCGAUUAACCGGCGCCAAGCGCGGGAGUUCUCGAGCCUCUCUCCCCAGAUGAAGCACCGUUGCCUGGCAGAUACCGACCCCGGCUAUGCGGGUUAUCCUGGCGGCGGCUUUCUCCCUACGUCUCCCCCGCCCCAACCACCCAGCCCAAGCCCGCCUUCUCCUUCUCCCCCCUCACCCUCACCACCUAGCCCAAGCCCGCCUUCUCCUUCUCCCCCCUCACCCUCACCACCUAGCCCAAGCCCGCCUUCUCCUUCUCCCCCCUCACCCUCACCACCUAGCCCAAGCCCGCCUUCUCCUUCUCCUCCUUCGCCCUCACCACCUAGCCCAAGCCCGCCUUCUCCUUCUCCUCCUUCGCCCUCACCACCUAGCCCAAGCCCGCCGUCUCCUUCUCCCCCCUCGCCCUCACCACCCAGCCCGAGCCCGCCUUCUCCUUCUCCUCCUUCGCCCUCUCCACCACCUCCCAGCCCCAGUCCGCCUCCUCCUCCACCUCCGCCCCAGAUCAUUCCGUCCCCUCUUUCGCCACCUAGCCAAACCCCGUCUACCGUAUCGCCCUCGCCCCAGCCGCCAAACCCACAUUCGCCUCUUUCUUCCUCACCACCUCCCUCACCACCUCCCUCACCACCUCCCUCACCGCCUCCCUCACUGCCUCCUCCUCAUCCCUCGCCGCCUCCUGUUACGUCCCCGUCUCCUACACCUUCCAUAUCGCCACCACCUUCGUCGCCACCCCCAUCCCCGCCGCCGCCGCCGCCGCCCUCCCCCCCUCCCCCCCCCA
Messenger RNA from Astrephomene gubernaculifera, 2430 nucleotides. The record is from the annotation of a GenBank genome assembly. NCBI's taxonomy places the organism in Eukaryota, Viridiplantae, Chlorophyta, Chlorophyceae, Chlamydomonadales, Astrephomenaceae.